Pyrus x bretschneideri (Chinese white pear) is the source of this 763-nucleotide messenger RNA. RefSeq names its product signal peptidase complex subunit 2. The record is from RefSeq and is a predicted model, not a curated record. Lineage: Eukaryota; Viridiplantae; Streptophyta; Magnoliopsida; Rosales; Rosaceae. Gene Ontology annotation, cellular component: signal peptidase complex; membrane. The transcript is spliced from 5 exons. The coding region runs from base 60 to 632 and encodes 190 amino acids. Gene Ontology annotation, biological process: protein targeting to ER.
GUUCAAUCGUCUAAAACUGAAAAAAAAAAAAAAAUUGAAAGAAAUCCCAAAAUUCCAAAAUGUCGGAGACGAAGGCCGAGAGCAAGAACAAAAACCCUAAGAAGGUCAAUCUCUCAGAUCACAGCUCCAUCAAGCAUCUCCUCGACGAGUCCGUCUCCGAGAUUGUUAAGAGUCGCGGGUAUGUGGAGAAUACGAGGCUGAGCAACUUGAAGUUGUUGAUUGGAACCGUUGUAAUAAUCAUUGCUCUGUUUGCUCAGUUCUACAACAAGAAAUUUCCGGAAAACCGAGAUUUCCUGCUUGGAUGCAUUGCAUUGUAUGUCAUCGUUAAUGGGAUACUACAGGUGGUCUCAUACACGAAGGAUAAAAAUGCAAUCUUGUUCACUCAUCCUCCUGCGGGAGCCUUUAGCACUGGGCUGGUCGUGUCUUCCAAGUUACCAAGAUUUUCUGACUUGUACACGCUUACAGUAGCCAGUGCAGAUCCAGAAUCAAUAUCUGCAAACAAACCGGUGGAAUUCACAAAGAGCGUUACUCAAUGGUUUACUAAGGAUGGAUUGUUGGUGGAAGGCCUUUUCUGGAAGGAAGUAGACGGACUGAUAAACGAUUACGCAAAAGAACCUAAGAAGAGCAAGUGAAUUCUGGCUUUUCGGGGAACCCCAUCUGGUUCAGUUUUUACACAGAAUGAACAUUUUAAAGUUUUGUGAUUUUAGUAUGAACUUCUGAACUUGGUUGGAUUAUGGAAGUUUGGUAAAAUUGUUUUUUCGCA